CAUAUAUUUAUUUUAAACACAGCGCGUUCACACUGCCUUGAAAGGAAGUGCAGCCCUGGUAGAUUAAUCGCUAAGAAUAUUGCCAGCCAUUGAAAAUGCAGAAAAUCAUGGCGAAACUAUUCUGAUGGUUUUUCUGCCAAAACAAUGCCUAAUGAGACAUGUAAUUUGCAUUUGAACAAUCUUUCUUAUAUUUGAUCCAACUAUUAAAAGAUCUAAUGUAAUUCUCGCGUAAAGAAUUAAAUUCGAAAGCGUAAACAACGUCGGAAUACGAGUCCGCGACAGCCGUGUUAUUUAACAAUUUUUGGAGCUUCGGCGAGUGUGUCCGCCGGCAGCUGAAACACUGAAUCGCAGUAUCGGCCAGUUACAGCGAGUUUAAACUUUCAAAAGAGUAGUGUUUGCAUAAUUUACAGCAAAAAAAAAAAACUGUGGAAACCGAACACUAAAUCGUUUUUUAGGAGCAGUGCAGUGAAGUGUCGAACCUUUUCAUUUGCCUGCGCGACUGUGGCGCUGUGGAUUAGCACAUAUCUUCUCGAUAAUCAUGUAAAGAAAACGUCACACGAAUAUGUGCUUGUGCAGAGAGCCAGCGAUGUAAAUAAAAUUGGAGCUGCUCCCGAGAAAUCUUACCGCAAAGCAAUAAAAACUUUGAUGUCUGAGUGUUACUUGCCGACCGAGUAUCUAUAGCGAUCCAAACAACGAAAUCCCAGCAUAACCCAUAGAGAACUGAAGUAGGUGUCUGCGGAUCUAGCGAGUGUUCUUAUCCCGACCGUCGAGACGCUACGAUGCAUGCAUCCUCCGCCGCGGGGACCGCACUUGUGGAGUACUCGGACGUCAGCUCGGAGGACUUCUCUGACCAGGAGACUGGCGACUUGGAAACAGACGCCGGCAAGGGGGUCGGAAACAUUAAAAAACCAAAGCCAGCUGGUGAUAAUCAGUUUCCCAAAGGUCGUCUUGGUGUCAAGCCCGAUAAGGAGGGCUAUGAUAACUAUAGGAGUAGACGGGCAGAAGACUCUAUCGAUCCUGCUGCGGCCGGAUCGAGGCAAACUUCGAGCAGCGAGGCCACCAACCCGCGGGAGGAUCCCUCUCAGACAUCCAACUCGAAGGACGAGUUGUGGGGCAGGGAUAUCUACAUGUACAGCGACUCCAUCGACACCGACGAAAUUGAGGCGGAGAUGAAGCGGCAAAAGCGUAAAAAACAAAAGAAGGACAAGCACAAACACAAGUCCAAGAAGAAGUCUAAGAAGCGCAAGAAGAAGCGGGCCAAGUCGUACUCCAGCAUCGAUUCAAUGUCGGACAAUGACAUCAAUGCCUUAUUGGACCGGCGUUACACCCCGCCGACGGCUCCUAACAAGAGCAACGAGCGAACGGUAAGUGCCGCGCCGUCCACCUUCACCCCACACAACCUCAAGGAAAGCAGUUCGCCGGCCACUCCGCCGCCGGCUCGUCGCCCGAAUGCCAAUAGCACCUACUACGGAGAGUCGUCCGUGGAGACAGCUAACACCGCGCUGGGUAGCAACCUACAGGUCACCGUAACGAACAAGCAAACAAGCAGCAGCCGGCACCGCUCACCUCCUCCUUCUACCCGCUCCAGUGGAAAUGGGCCUAGAUUUGGUAACUCACCGCGAACUCCUCCGCCCUCUCACUACACCUCGUCCAGCGGUGCCGGCGGUGGCAGUGGGUCGGUGGCGCGCGAUUCACGCAGCUCCCGCUAUGCAAAUAGUCCCCACAAGGAUGACUUAAAUGCGCAUCACCGCUCCAGUCACGAUCACGGCUAUCAGGCUCGUUACUCGGGAGUCGGUUCUAGCAGCCACGAUGCCAGAAAGGUGAAACGCUUGUCACCGGAGUUGGACCGUUACAACCAUCAGCCAAGCACGCCGCCGCACAAACGACGGAAGUUUAGCGAUGGCAGGGAUGUGAGUCUCGGAAGCUUCGAGCAUAGCAGACACCACUCUGGCAAAUACGAACGGUACAGCAGGGAUCGAUAUUCCAGAAGGUCAUCAAGAAGUCCCAGUGUGCAACACUCGCGAAGUCGACAAUCUCCCAUCGGUGGCCUCUCGUCCAGUGGAGCGGGUUCGAAUGCGUUCCGUCAUGGCAGUAGUCACAGACACAAGUACGGAACUACUGCUAGUUCGCCGUCUUCCCACACGACGAGGUCCUCUAAGCGCGCUUCCGGAGCUGGGACCUCUGGUGAUCGCUACUCGAGGUCGCCCAGGACAAGUUCGCGCUACUUGGACGCUUCACCACCGUCGCCAGUCGCAGCUUCCAGCUCGCAUCACCAUCACCAUCGUCGCUCGCCAAAGAUGCGCCAGAGGACCAGAGCAGGCAGCCGCCGCCGUUCGCCCAGUUCGCCCAGCAGCGGCAGCUCCGCUUCUCGCAGUCGAUCGCCUACGUCGAGAGAUCUUAAACACAAGCGCGAAGAGUAUAUCAAAAAGAUAAGCGAGACAAGUCUGUUUGCCGAGCUUGUUAAGGACCGUCACAAAAGACAGAAGGCGCUUAAGGAAAUCAUAGAGCGACAGGAAGAGAACAGCAACAGCAAUAGCAACAGCAAUGGUGCUUUGACCAUCAACGACAACAGUUCCUCGGUGGAUGGCAAUACUCCCAACACGGGUGACUGUCGAUCUGGUCCAGGAAGUGGAACACCCGCAGCGGUGUCGACGACUUCUAACGGGCUUGAAGUGUUGGCCAACAAACCAGAUCUGGACCUCAACAACAUUCCCAUGCCAAACAAGGAGAACGAAACUCUGGUUUCGAACCCAGGUCCUAGCGCCGAUGUUCCGGACAGUACCACCCCGUCAAAGCAACCAUUGUUAGUGACACCCUUCUCGGCCAGUAAGAGCAACCUGAAACCGAAGAGUCUGACCUCUUUGCCGCUGCCUCCUGGGAUGAACGCUCUCGAUCUGGUCAACGCAAGAUCUCCUUCACCUGCGAAGAAAAAAGAAUCGGAUGAGAAAAACGUCAAUUCCAGCGUCAGCGCCAACAAGAGCGUGCUUAAUCUUCCCAUGCCGCCAGUGAUUCCUGGCAGUGAGGAACUCAGCGGCGACGACGAUGUCAUUGACAGUCCUGAAGACUUUGAUGCCCCACCCGGUACAAAUUUACACAGCCAAACUGCUGGGCAAGGAGCCCGUCGCCGCCCAGUGAUACUUAAUCGACGAGAUUCGCGAAACAACGUUCGCGACUGGGGUGAGCGGUGUGUGGAUGUCUUCGAAAUGAUUGCCCAAAUAGGAGAAGGAACUUACGGACAGGUUUACAAGGCGCGGGAUCAUCACACCAACGACAUGGUGGCGCUGAAAAAGGUUCGGCUUGAGCAUGAAAAGGAAGGUUUUCCUAUUACAGCCGUGCGUGAAAUCAAAAUACUGAGGCAACUGAACCAUCGCAAUAUUGUCAACCUGCAUGAAAUUGUGACGGACAAGCAGGACGCAGUGGAGUUUCGCAAGGACAAAGGAUCGUUCUACCUGGUGUUCGAGUACAUGGAUCAUGACUUGAUGGGCCUACUUGAGUCGGGCAUGGUCGACUUUAAUGAGGAGAACAACGCUAGCAUUAUGAAGCAGCUUCUGGAUGGUCUUAACUACUGCCACAAAAAGAAUUUUCUGCAUCGGGACAUCAAGUGUUCCAACAUUUUAAUGAAUAACAGAGGAAAAGUAAAACUGGCGGACUUUGGACUGGCACGACUUUACAAUGCCGACGAUCGGGAACGACCCUACACGAACAAAGUAAUCACCCUUUGGUAUCGGCCGCCAGAACUGUUGCUGGGUGAGGAGCGGUAUGGACCGUCAAUAGACGUUUGGUCCUGCGGAUGCAUCCUAGGAGAACUCUUUGUAAAGCGGCCACUAUUCCAAGCGAAUGCAGAGAUGGCUCAGCUUGAAACCAUAUCGAAGAUCUGCGGAUCACCGGUUCCCGCCGUGUGGCCGAAUGUAAUUAAGCUGCCUCUAUUCCACACACUCAAGCAAAAGAAAACACAUCGUCGUCGCCUGAGGGAAGAUUUCGAGUUUAUGCCGGCGCCUGCACUAGAUCUGCUAGACAAAAUGCUGGACUUGGAUCCUGACAAGCGUAUAACAGCCGAGGAUGCACUCCGGUCGCCAUGGCUCAAAAAAAUCAACCCUGACGAGAUGCCGACGCCACAAUUGCCAACGUGGCAGGACUGCCAUGAGCUUUGGAGUAAGAAGCGCCGUCGGCAGCUGCGGGAACAACAGGAGUCGCUGCCUCCAACAGUGAUAGCCUCGACCAAAUACCAACAACAUGGCGCUGCCAUGGUGGGGGACGCUUAGCAUUUGCUGUAUGCUUCGCUUUUCAACGUGAGAGAGAGCUACAAACAGCGUGAUGGCGAGGAGUGUUCCUGGUGGCACUAGUAUCUAGCUGUAUCUAGCAAUUAACGAAACCAAUAAUAGGAAUCUGUUAUCCUCGGACAGGGCCAGAAUAGGUUAUCUUGGACUUGCUCUAGCCGCUGUCGAGUUUAAGACAGCUUCAAUAAAGUCUUGGCUACAUUUACAAAUUGCUUUAUAUGUUGGGCAAAUUUAAUCAAUCACUGUAUAAACGAAGUGUUAUAUAUAAUCGCAGGUACAUUUAAAAAAAAAGGUUUUAUUUUUCAAUUUAAUUUACGUUGCUAUUAGUGUUUUUAAUUUUGGAAUCGAAAUUUGGCAAUCUGAAAACAUCGUGCAUGAACGGGAAUGUAGCGUUCACGUAUCGAAAUUGUAAACUAGUAACUCAAUACGUAUUCGUAUCAUUCAAGGCGAUUUGUAAGUGACCGAUCAUGUUUCAAGCUACGAAAUAAGCGUAUACAGUGAAGCAGUUAAAGAUUAGCAUUUUAAUAUAAACAAAUUGUUAAAUAAUAAUAGACUACAGAUAGUGUAUUGAAUAGUUUAGUUUAUUGUUAAGUAUUUAAGAAAAGUGUAAAUUAUAAAUGAAUUUAUCAAGUAAAUAUGUACUAAUUUACCCAUACGCAGGCAUUUGAUAAGUUUGUAUUUUAAUAUGAUGUUUGAGCGCACCCAACAUCAGAACUAGCUGCAUGACGUGCGUUAGACUGAAAUCGAUCCACUCCAAAUUACAUAUGUAAAUAGGUUGAAUAUUUUUACUAUAACACAGACGAUCAACAAAAGUAACAUCUCAAAAUCAAACCGACUAAAUUAAUUUUUGGUACACCAAACGCUAUAUAAAUAAAAGUAAACAAUAAAAAGUGUAUUUUAAAUCUA
Messenger RNA from Drosophila ficusphila, 5183 nucleotides. RefSeq names its product cyclin-dependent kinase 12 (gene Cdk12). The transcript is spliced from 8 exons. The coding region runs from base 780 to 4262 and encodes 1160 amino acids. Gene Ontology annotation, molecular function: cyclin binding; cyclin-dependent protein serine/threonine kinase activity; ATP binding. Lineage: Eukaryota; Metazoa; Arthropoda; Insecta; Diptera; Drosophilidae. Gene Ontology annotation, cellular component: nucleus; cyclin/CDK positive transcription elongation factor complex. The record is from RefSeq and is a predicted model, not a curated record. Gene Ontology annotation, biological process: positive regulation of transcription elongation by RNA polymerase II; transcription elongation by RNA polymerase II; protein phosphorylation.